Spea bombifrons (plains spadefoot toad) is the source of this 2818-nucleotide messenger RNA. It is a transcript of the gene OXSR1, whose product is annotated as oxidative stress responsive kinase 1. Bases 283 to 1851 code for a protein of 522 amino acids. The transcript has 18 exons. Lineage: Eukaryota; Metazoa; Chordata; Amphibia; Anura; Pelobatidae. The record is from RefSeq and is a predicted model, not a curated record. Gene Ontology annotation, biological process: protein phosphorylation. Gene Ontology annotation, molecular function: protein serine/threonine kinase activity; ATP binding.
CGAGGCCCUGGGCACGGCAGGCCGGUUAGGGGAAAGGCAAAGUUUGGCAAUGUAAGUGUAGGGGAAGAAGUGAGAGUGAGACACAGGGGAGGGGGAGAGUGCCGAGCACCGUGCAGGAAGUGUCACCCGACCCCUAGGAGCUGCCCUCACCGUAACCCCCCCCACAUCCACAUCUGGACGGGGAUCCCACCUACACGUGGAUUAACCCCCACCCACCGCCGCCAAUCAUUGCUGAUAUUUCCUGUGGUUCGUUAAAUACCCCUCUGCAGAGGCAAGACAGUCAUGACCGAGCAGGACCCCAGCUCCCUGCCCUGGUCCAUCAACAGGGAUGACUACGAGCUCCAGGAGGUUAUCGGAAGCGGAGCUACGGCGGUGGUCCAAGCCGCUUACUGUUCCCCCAAGAAGGAGAAGGUGGCCAUCAAAAGGAUUAACCUAGAAAAAUGCCAAACCAGCAUGGAUGAACUACUGAAAGAGAUCCAGGCGAUGAGUCAGUGUCAUCACCCCAACAUCGUCUCCUACUACACCUCCUUCGUGGUGAAAGACGAGCUGUGGCUGGUAAUGAAGCUGCUAAGCGGAGGCUCCGUCUUGGAUAUCAUCAAACAUAUAAUCGCGAAAGGAGAACACAAGAAUGGCGUCCUGGACGAGCCGAGCAUCGCCACCAUGCUGAGGGAGGUGCUGGAGGGGCUCGAGUAUCUGCAUAAAAACGGCCAAAUCCACAGGGAUGUUAAAGCCGGGAAUAUCUUGCUGGGCGAGGACGGCUCGGUACAAAUAGCAGAUUUCGGAGUCAGCGCUUUUCUGGCCACAGGGGGCGACAUCACCCGGAAUAAAGUGCGUAAAACCUUCGUGGGCACGCCAUGCUGGAUGGCGCCGGAGGUCAUGGAGCAGGUUAGAGGGUAUGAUUUUAAGGCGGAUAUCUGGAGUUUUGGUAUCACGGCUAUUGAACUAGCCACCGGCGCGGCCCCCUACCACAAAUAUCCUCCGAUGAAGGUUUUAAUGUUAACGCUCCAGAAUGACCCGCCAACUCUGGAAACGGGCGUACAAGAUAAAGAGAUGCUGAAAAAAUACGGGAAGUCCUUCAGGAAGAUGAUCUCUUCGUGCCUUCAGAAAGACCCAGAGAAGCGGCCAACAGCGGCGGAGCUUCUGAAACACAAGUUUUUCCAGAAAGCCAAGAACAAAGAAUUCCUGCAAGAGAAAUUACUACAAAAAGCUCCAACCAUCAAAGAGAGGGCCAGAAAGGUUAGGAGAGUUCCGGGAUCCAGCGGUCGGCUUCAUAAAACGGAAGAUGGCGGCUGGGAGUGGAGCGACGACGAACUGGAUGAAGAGAGCGAGGAGGGCAAAGCAGCCGUGAUGCAGCUUAGGUCUCCUCGUGUGAAAGAUUCGUUACCCAACUCAGAGGUGUUUCCCGCCGGAGAGCCCACCGGGACCUUUCUCCAGGCUCCAGCACAGUCCUCAGCUAAUCUACCUCAACCAGCGGGACAAGCUGCUCCCUCCCAGGUGUCUGUCCCUGUCCCAGCGUCCGGGCAGACCCCGGCUGCCGUGCCUCCAACUCAAGAAGAAGCUCAAGUCAUCAGUUUAGUCUUACGAUUAAGGAAUACAAAAAAAGAAUUGAAUGACAUUCGAUUCGAGUUUACUCCAGGAAGAGAUACAGCUGACGGCGUAUCACAAGAACUUGUCUCGGCCGGGCUCGUGGACGGAAGAGAUGUAGUAAUAGUUGCAGCCAACUUGCAGAAGAUUGUAGAAGAGCCUCAGACGAAUAGAUCGGUGACCUUCAAACUGGCCUCCGGCGUGGACCCCUCUGAUAUCCCGGACGACGGCAAACUGGUGGGAUUCGCGCAGCUCAGUAUUAGCUAAGCUACUGUUACCCCGAGCUGCUCCUUAAGAAACCCCCAUGUGCAUCUUUCUAAUGCUUCUCUUGGCCUAAGGAAACCACUACUGCCAAAGAAUCAAAAUCUGGCUUCUUUCGGAGCUGUAACAACGCGUAUUAUUAUAAUUAUUAUUUUAUUUUUAUUUUUUUUUGUCUAACAAAGGUCUCUAACUUAGUGUAACGGGAAACACUGGGAGGUCCGAGCUUUGUAUUCAGUAAACAAAAAGCAUUUCUGCACAUGACAAAUUUUUGGAUUUUGAUUUUAUUUUCAUGUGAAACACCCCCCUCCCCCCCCGGGGUAAAUGCUUCAAUGGCUUUGGAACCAGCGGCGAAACGCGUCGGGCUCCCAACGCUCACCGAAGGGCCGCCUUUUACCAUACAUGCUUUGUUGCCUUAUGUCACAAUACUACUGAGUAGGAAACAAAUGGGUUUCUACCACUCAAAAAAAAAAAAAAAAAUUUAAAAAAAGGCAAAGUGAAAUUAGUUCAGAUUUUUAUUGGCUUUAAUUUAACAAAAAACAAAAAAAAAAAGUCUCUCUAAAUAAAAACCUCAUUAAUUUGAACCGGUCAUCCUGGCUGAAUUUGUAAAAGGGAUACGAUUUGAAAAGUGUAUUCUGGCAGAAUUUUUUCACACUAAAUAUUAACUGAGAAUGAGCUCCUUAAAUUCAGUGUAAUUUAAAAAAAAAAAAUAAAAAAAAUAUGCGUUUGGUUUUGGUAUCAAAUGAAGUCACUGGCAGCCAUCUUGCUCCGGUCCAAUCUUUAAAUGUGCAUGGUCACCACCUGUUUUUAUGUUUUUUUAAGGUUUUUGAACACUGUAACCUAUGAUUAUCUUUUUAGAGUUUAUUUUAUGCAAGAUCAAAAAAAAAAAAAAACAACUUAAAAGAUACCUUGAAAUUUGAUAGUAUUUAUGGAAUAAGUAUUGCUAAUGACCUAUUAAAGCUCAGAUGUUGACUGU